AAUAAUAAUAUUAAAAUUUAAAAUACAGCACACUGCACAGCAUAAAAUGUGUAUUUAGUAUUUAGCCCGGCACACACUUUUGCAUUAUCUCCUAGAUUAUAAAGUCUUUAUCUUGCCAAUUUAGUUACACCGUUCGAGUUUAAUCGAGGGUCGAGGUAUUAUUUUUUUAUGUGGAAAGGGUAGCUGAGCUGCUGUUUACAAACAAAUUUUAAUUACAUUUAUUUUAAGAAAUGAUUAAGGGUGCAGUAAGUUUAGUAACAGGUGGGGCUUCUGGAUUAGGAAGAGCCACAGUGGAGAGAUUGGUCCAGCAAGGUGUCAAAGUAGUUUUGUGUGAUUUACCAACUUCUAAGGGUAACGAGGUAGUUAAAAUAUUUGGAGACGACAAAGUGGUAUUUGCACCAGUGAAUGUAACUUCGGAGGAAGACGUUAAAAAUGCAUUAACAUUAACAAAAGAAAAAUUUGGGAAACUUAAUUAUGUUAUUAAUUGUGCAGGAAUUGGUGUAGCAUUUAAAACUUAUAAUUUUAAUAAGAGCUAUCCUCAUCAAUUAGAAGAUUUUGUAAAAGUUUUAAUGGUCAACACAGUGGGAACUUUUAACGUAAUACGUCUAUCAGUAGGAUUAAUAGGGUCAAAUGAAACAAACUCGUACAUGGAAAGAGGAGUAAUUGUAAACACAGCUAGUAUAGCUGCUUUUGAAGGACAGAUGGGACAAGCUGCUUAUUCUGCUAGUAAAGCCGCUAUUAUAGGAAUGACUUUACCGAUUGCAAGAGAUUUAGCUAGCCAAGGAAUAAGAGUAGUUACUAUUGCGCCAGGAUUAUUUAGGACACCUCUUCUUUCCGCGUUACCGGAAAAAGUGGUAGCAUUUUUAGAAAAGACUGUACCUUUUCCUUCGAGAUUUGGGGACCCGGCAGAAUAUGCUCAAUUAGUACAGAGCAUUCUUGAGAAUCCCAUGUUAAAUGGAGAAACUAUUAGGUUAGAUGGAGCUUUAAGAAUGCAACCAUGAGUUUUAUUCUUUUUUAUGUAAUUUUUAAUAAACUGUUAUCACAAUAUUUUUUUGUGAAAUACUUACAUUUGAACAGCAUUGGCGAUUUAUGAAUAUAAAUAUAAAACUUUGAUAGGUUGAUUUAAGAGGGAAAA
Messenger RNA from Anoplophora glabripennis (Asian longhorned beetle), 1135 nucleotides. It is a transcript of the gene scu, whose product is annotated as 3-hydroxyacyl-CoA dehydrogenase type-2. The transcript is spliced from 6 exons. Gene Ontology annotation, molecular function: estradiol 17-beta-dehydrogenase [NAD(P)+] activity. Gene Ontology annotation, biological process: estrogen metabolic process; androgen metabolic process; fatty acid metabolic process. Gene Ontology annotation, cellular component: mitochondrion. NCBI's taxonomy places the organism in Eukaryota, Metazoa, Arthropoda, Insecta, Coleoptera, Cerambycidae. The record is from RefSeq and is a predicted model, not a curated record. The coding region runs from base 231 to 1001 and encodes 256 amino acids.